This is a messenger RNA of Naegleria fowleri, 1371 nucleotides long. RefSeq lists its product as uncharacterized. NCBI's taxonomy places the organism in Eukaryota, Heterolobosea, Eutetramitea, Acrasida, Naegleriidae. Gene Ontology annotation, biological process: L-threonine catabolic process; biosynthetic process. Bases 1 to 1371 code for a protein of 456 amino acids. The transcript has 2 exons. The record is from RefSeq and is a predicted model, not a curated record. Gene Ontology annotation, molecular function: pyridoxal phosphate binding; glycine C-acetyltransferase activity.
AUGCAAAAGAGUCUUUUCCUUUCAUCCUCUUUCAGCCUCCUCAUCAAAAAGAAUACCAACGCUCUUCCACAGCUCGCUAUCUCAUCAUCAUCAUUUUUGAAGCAACAAUUACAUCAACAAGAACGAGAAUUUUCUCAAACUAUUCUUCCAACCAUGAGCGCUCAAAUUUAUAACGAAAAUUUAAAGCCUAUCAUUGAAAAACAAUUGAACGAAAUCAGACAAGCAGGAACAUACAAGAAGGAAAGAGUCAUCACUUCUCCUCAAGCAUCAAAGAUUACAACACUUCAAACCGGAAAGAAUGAGGUCUUGAAUUUCUGUGCCAACAACUAUUUGGGAUUGAGCGAUCAUCCAGAGUUGAUCAAAGCAGCAAAGAAGGCUCUUGAUACUCAUGGUAUGGGUCUAUCAUCGGUUCGUUUCAUUUGUGGUACUCAAGAUAUCCAUAAGGAAUUGGAGGCUAAAAUUUCAGAGUUCCACGGCACGGAAGACACCAUUCUCUAUCCAUCAUGUUUCGAUGCUAAUGGAGGCUUGUUUGAGUGUCUUCUCAAUGAAGAGGAUGCUGUAAUCAGCGAUGCUUUGAACCAUGCCUCAAUUAUUGAUGGCAUUCGUUUGUGCAAGGCCCAACGUUUCAGAUACAAGCAUAUGGACAUGGCUGAUUUAGAAAGACUUUUACAAGAGACUCAAAGUGCUCGUACCAGAUUGAUCGCAACGGAUGGUGUGUUCAGUAUGGAUGGAGAUGUUGCGCCACUUCCAGAAAUUGUGAAAUUGGCUGAAAAGUAUAAGGCUAUCAUAUUUAUCGACGAAUGUCAUGCAACUGGAUUCUUUGGAAAAACUGGUCGUGGAACUCCUGAACAUUUUGGUUUGGAAGGAAAGAUUGAUAUCAUCAACAGCACUUUGGGAAAGGCUCUGGGAGGUAGCACCGGUGGAUAUACGACAGGAAGAAAAGAAAUUAUUGAAUUGUUGAGACAACGUGCUCGUCCAUACCUCUUUUCCAACUCAUUGGCUCCUCCAGUUGUUGGUGCAUCCCUCAAAGUUUUCGAAAUGAUCUCAAAGGAUACUACUCUCAGAGAUCGGCUCAUGGAAAAUACGAAACUUUUCAGACAAUCCAUGAAGAAAGCUGGUUUCGAAAUUAUUGGCGACGACUCUUGUCCAAUUGUUCCUGUCAUGCUUAGAGAUGCAAGACUAGCAUCAGAAUUUGCGGAUGAAAUGUUGCAACGAGGUAUUUAUGUCAUUGGAUUCUCAUAUCCUGUUGUUCCAAAGGACCAGGCAAGAAUCAGAGUUCAAUUAUCUGCUGGUCAUUCCAAGGAACAAGUGGAGAAAUGUAUCAAUGCUUUCAUUGAGGUUGGAAAACAAAAAGGAAUUAUAAAGGUUUAG